AUGUCCCCGUAUCAACUAGUUUAUGGUAAGGCGUGUCAUCUCCCUCUUGAACUUGAGCACAAAGCAUUUUGGGCUACCAAAUACUUGAACUAUGAUCUGGCAAAAGCACGUGAGUUACGGAUUCUUCAACUCCACGAGCUAGAAGAAUUCCGUGAUCAAGCCUAUGAGAAUGCUAAAGUCUAUAAAGAGCGGACCCGAAAAUGGCAUGAUCAAAGAAUAAAACAGAAAGUAUUAUGGGAAGGCCAGUUAGUGCUUCUAUUCAACUCCAAGCUUAAAGUUUUUCCUGGGAAAUUGAAAUCCCGGUGGUCUGGUCCGUUUGUGGUACAAACGGUAUUCCCUCAUGGUGCGGUGGAAAUUAAAAAUCCAAACAAUGGAGAUGUAUUCAAGGUGAAUGGACAACGGUUGAAGCCCUACUAUACUGGAGUAGGAGCAGGAGUGAUCGAUCAUUUGUGUCUCACCGGAUGA
Vicia villosa (hairy vetch) is the source of this 465-nucleotide messenger RNA. RefSeq lists its product as uncharacterized. The record is from RefSeq and is a predicted model, not a curated record. The transcript has a single exon. NCBI's taxonomy places the organism in Eukaryota, Viridiplantae, Streptophyta, Magnoliopsida, Fabales, Fabaceae. Bases 1 to 465 code for a protein of 154 amino acids.